GGAUUUCCAGCAGCUUCCUGAGUCUGUCCUCCCUCUCCUCCCUCCCCUCCUCCUCCUUCAGCAUCCGGAGCUUCUCCUCUUCUGCCUCCUCUUUACUCCCGCUCCUCACCACCAGGAUGUGGCACUCGGUGGCUUUGCUCCUCUCUGGAUUCUCUGCUUUGAUCCACGUGUCGCUGCAGGGUCCUCACCAGAGGAACCUGUUGAAGAACCUCCUGAAGGACUACAACCCGAUGGAGCGGCCAGUGGCCAACGACUCCCACCCUCUCACCGUUGUCUUCUCCCUCAGUUUGAUACAGAUCAUGGAUGUGGAUGAGAAGAACCAGGUGCUAACCACUAACAUAUGGCUACGUAUGGGUUGGUUCGAUCACUAUCUCCAGUGGAACCAGAGCGAACAUCCCGGAGUCAAAAACCUCCGCUUCACCACAGAUCAGGUCUGGACACCAGAUGUCCUGCUCUACAACAGUGCAGAUGACGACUUUGACUCCACCUUUAAGACCAAUGUUCUGGUGAACUCCAGUGGCUAUGCUGAGUAUCUGCCUCCAGGAAUCUUUAUGAGCACAUGCAACGUGGACGUCCGCUGGUUCCCUUUUGACAUCCAGAGGUGUGAGCUGAAGUUCGGCUCUUGGACGUACGACGGCUGGCUGCUGGACCUCCAGAUGAACGACGCUGACAUCUCAGGCUACAUGCCCAAUGGAGAAUGGGACUUGGUUGGAGUUCCUGGCACCAGAAGUGAGGCCUUCUAUGAUUGUUGUAAGGAGCCUUACCCGGAUGUGACGUUUGUUGUAACAAUAAGGCGACGAACACUCUACUAUGCCCUGAACCUGCUCAUCCCCUGUGUGUUGCUGUCUUCAAUGACCCUGCUCAUCUUUGUGCUACCAGCAGACUCUGGGGAGAAAAUCUCACUGGGUAUCACCGUCUUGCUGUCUCUUACUGUUUUCAUGUUGCUGGUUGCAGAGAUCAUGCCAGCCACAUCUGACUCCGUCCCUCUUAUAGGUCAAUACUUUGCCAGUAUAAUGAUCAUCGUUGGGAUGUCAGUCAUCGCCACCGUAGUGGUUCUGCAGUAUCAUCACCAUGAUCCAAAUGGAGGAAACAUGCCCAAAUGGGUGCAGCUUGUCUUACUGCAGUGGGUAGCAUGGUUCUUGCGUAUGAAGAGGCCAGGAGAGAAUGACGACCCAGAGCGGCCCCCGUGUGCCCCCCACUUGCGGCGCUGCUCUUCUGGCUCCCACAGUGGGAGCAUCCCGAACCCUCCGGACCCCACCCUCCAUCCGCUGCACCCACAGAACUUGGCUCCUCUCCAGACAGGGUCCUUCCACGCGGGGCACCCUCACCUCCACGCCCAGUCCAGCGCAAACAACAACGGGAACCUUCUUUACAUGGGCUUCCAAAACAUGGAGGACCCUUCAAUGCUCUCAGAGUCUCUCCAGAGGAAUAACAUCUCCACAGGGCCUCCGCGAGUAGCAGGGAGCCCACCUCCGCACCUGCCAUCUCAAUUCUGCAGCUCCCCAACACCACCAACACCCAACAUAGAUACUGUAGGCUGCCCCAGCACUGUCUCCAGUGGUGGGGGCUUUGGAGGUGGACCUGGAGGGCUUGGAGGGUGCUCGACUGCAGGGAUAGGAGACCCCCAGCUACAGGCUAUCUUGGAGGAGGUGCGUUACAUGGCAGACCGUUUCCGGGAGCAGGACGAAGCUGAGGGCAUGGCCGACCAGUGGAAAUUUGCAGGCGCUGUAAUCGACCGCCUGUGUCUGAUGGCGUUCAGCGUUUUCAAUAUCAUAUGCACCAUAUCUAUCCUCAUGUCAGCUCCCAACUUUGUGGAGGCUAUUUCAAAGGACUUCGUUUGAAAGCAAAGACGAAAAAAAGAGGAGAAGUGUGAAAGAAAGGAUGAAGGGAAUUAAGUAUAAGAUGAAGGAAGGAGUGGGCCUGGAUCCAAAGAAACACAAUUUCCAGCAGACUGUAGGCUCUGUGAUUUGUGAUUACGAGGGACUAUGAAAUAACAAAACAAAAAAUAAUGGUUUUCUUUGCAAUACAUUCUGUUUUGUAGCUGAAAUAUAAGACGAAAACAGAUGAGGAAGGGGGUACAGAGUGAACU
Molecule: messenger RNA, 2089 nt
Organism: Micropterus dolomieu (smallmouth bass)
Lineage: Eukaryota; Metazoa; Chordata; Actinopteri; Centrarchiformes; Centrarchidae
Gene: chrna11
Product: cholinergic receptor, nicotinic, alpha 11
Exons: 10
Coding region: 117-1841 (574 amino acids)
Biological process (GO): signal transduction; nervous system process; monoatomic ion transmembrane transport
Cellular component (GO): neuron projection; postsynaptic membrane; synapse
Molecular function (GO): transmembrane signaling receptor activity; acetylcholine-gated monoatomic cation-selective channel activity
Source: RefSeq, a predicted model, not a curated record